Molecule: messenger RNA, 1086 nt
Organism: Eremothecium sinecaudum
Lineage: Eukaryota; Fungi; Ascomycota; Saccharomycetes; Saccharomycetales; Saccharomycetaceae
Gene: PFA5
Product: palmitoyltransferase PFA5
Exons: 1
Coding region: 1-1086 (361 amino acids)
Biological process (GO): protein targeting to membrane; peptidyl-L-cysteine S-palmitoylation
Cellular component (GO): Golgi apparatus; endoplasmic reticulum
Molecular function (GO): protein-cysteine S-palmitoyltransferase activity
Source: RefSeq, a predicted model, not a curated record
AUGCAUAAAUCGCUCACUAGGUUCACUCGACAUCGAUGGUAUAGGUUCUUCCUACCUUCUGUUGUUUUUGUACUGAUGCUAUACUGCUCAUGGGUAUAUUGUCACUUAUUUUGUAUUGUGGAGCUUCAUAAUCAUUUGGGUUUGAAUGUAACUCCAUGGGUUCUCAUGGGUAUUCAUUUGCUGGUCCAGGUGUUAGUUUGGUAUAUUUUAGUUCAGAUUAUAGCCGUUGGGCCAGGUAGACAGCCGAAGGUGCUACCGUUUAGAAUAUAUCCAGAUACGUAUGGGAGUGAUUCGGCUACCUCGAAGGAAGAACUUGAAGUCCACUCCAUAAUACCGCCAGAUGUUUAUCAGUGUGAUAUUCAAGGGUACCCUAUCUGGUGCAGCACAUGUCAGAGUCUUAAGAUUGAUAGAGCACAUCACUCGGCGCCGCUCGGUUACUGUGUACCAAGAUUCGACCACUACUGUGUUUGGGUGGGAACUGCGAUUGGACGUAAGAACUAUAGACUAUUUAUACAAUACCUCUUUUACUUUGUGAUUUAUGCUGGUCUUAUAGCGAUCUCUAUCGGUGUUUUCGCGAGAAGGAUAAUUAAUUACAGAAAUAAUAACGGGCUUGGGCCUAAUGUGAACAUAUUCGUGGUGCUUGGGAUGACGGGAUUGGGGUUCUGUUUUGUUGCGCUGUUGUUUAUGUCGUUCACCUUCUAUAUGGUAACGAACCGGACAUCUAUUGAGACUAUUAUGAACCGCGGGAAGCCCACUAGGCGGACGUGCUAUUGCAUAUAUAAUCUGGUGGAUGGAUACCGCUAUGUGCUCGAUUGUAACGCUGAGGAGCACAAUAAGGUAUGGGCUAAUGAAAGUAUUUGGGAAAAUAUUACUGGGUUCAUAGGCCCUCGCGUGUGGAUGUGGUUUAUUCCAUUUGGUAGUAAUAUCCCGCCCUUUAAGCAACCCAGUAAUGAGGCGAACUACGACAUGGUCGUUGGGCCUUACUUGGAGAAGAUGAGUAAGAAGUAUAAGCAGUCCUUAAUGGAUAGAAUCCAGGAAGGCAAUUAUCUGACUAGGUUGCGCGCUUAUGGUGAUAACUUUAGGUAG